Molecule: messenger RNA, 1013 nt
Organism: Drosophila guanche
Lineage: Eukaryota; Metazoa; Arthropoda; Insecta; Diptera; Drosophilidae
Gene: GXIVsPLA2
Product: group XIIA secretory phospholipase A2
Exons: 3
Coding region: 71-781 (236 amino acids)
Biological process (GO): lipid catabolic process; arachidonate secretion; phospholipid metabolic process
Cellular component (GO): extracellular region
Molecular function (GO): calcium ion binding; A2-type glycerophospholipase activity
Source: RefSeq, a predicted model, not a curated record
AACAAACAAAAAAACGCUCUUAUAUCUUUUCCGUGGUCAAAUAUUAGUUUUACACUAAUUCAAACUCAAGAUGCAGUUCUCGUGGAUGAAAGUGGCCAUAUAUGUGCUGACAUUUCUCACAUACGCCUACUCCGGCUACGGAUCAAGCACAAUUGUCCAUGUGUUUGUAUUCCCCUCUGGACAGCUAAGGGAUGCUAUUAUUGCAGCCGAGGCAAUCUUCGGUGACGUGUUCAAGAAUCUCAUCACGGUUGUUCGCAAGUUUCGCACCGUCCACGAGGUGUUCGAUGCUGCCGUGGAGGAGAAUUGUGUGUUUCAGUGUCCACCGCCAGACGGAGGGGGCCCAGCACCUCGAGCAGUUCAGAAUAAGUUCUACACACCGACCGCAGAUGGCUGCGGUUCGCUGGGAUUGCGGAUAAGCACGGACUACCUGCCGGCAGUGGAGAUGGAGACAUGCUGCAACGACCACGAUAUCUGCUACGAUACGUGCAACAGUGACAAGGAGCUGUGUGACCUGGACUUUAAGCGGUGUCUCUACAAGUACUGCGACAGCUAUGAGAAAUCCUUGACCAGUGACCUGAUGACGAAGGGUUGCAAAGCCGCUGCCAAGAUGCUGUUCACGGGUACACUAACCCUCGGCUGCCGGUCGUUUCUGGACUCACAGAAGCGCUCCUGCUACUGUGCCCCAGCCAAAGCAAGCUCCUACAAUGGCAACAAGUAUGCAAACAGCAAGGAAAAGCAGCAGCGCCAGAAGUCUGGCUGGAAAGAUCGCAACGAGAUAUAGCACUUAGCUAAUUUAUAGACGCACAAGCCUUAGAGGACAGACGUAUAAUUAAGAACAUUUGUGUUGAAUGUUGUCGUUAAACUUCGUUUCAUGUUGGUUUUUAGUGAAGCGGAGCCCAUUUCCCGCCAUUAAUGGAAAUUGGGCUUCCUUAUCUGACGAAUUUUUGUAUUUAUAAACCAAAGAAAGUAUCUACACUCCCCAAUAAAUAUGUGGAUAUUCUAACCAAUGAAAA